Messenger RNA from Sipha flava (yellow sugarcane aphid), 438 nucleotides. RefSeq lists its product as uncharacterized. The record is from RefSeq and is a predicted model, not a curated record. Bases 1 to 438 code for a protein of 145 amino acids. Lineage: Eukaryota; Metazoa; Arthropoda; Insecta; Hemiptera; Aphididae. The transcript has a single exon.
AUGCAAAUUUGUCAAAAAUGUAUAAACCUACUGAGUGUCUUAACUGUCGACGAACAGCUUUUCCCAUAUAGAGGUCGAACCCGUUUCACACAAUACAUUCCAUCGAAACCCGCAAAGCAUGGUAUAAAAGUAUGGUGGAUAUGUGAUUCAAAAUAUGCAUACCCACUUAGAGGACUUAUUUAUACUAGAAAAUUAAAGAAUGAACGCGAAACAAAUCAAGGAGAACGAGUUGUGAAAGAAUUGGCUGCUCCAUACAAAGGGUCUGGUCGAAACAUCACUAUGGACAACUUUUUCACCACCUUGCCUUUGUCAGAUUUUCUGUUAUCAUGGAAUCUUACUACUGUAGGCACACUACGAAAAAAUAAAAAAUAUAUUCCAGCAGAAAUGAUGCCGUCAAAAAUACGUGAUGAAUAUUCUACGGUGUUUGGGUUUCAAUAA